Molecule: messenger RNA, 585 nt
Organism: Fusarium vanettenii 77-13-4
Lineage: Eukaryota; Fungi; Ascomycota; Sordariomycetes; Hypocreales; Nectriaceae
Exons: 2
Coding region: 1-585 (194 amino acids)
Source: RefSeq, a predicted model, not a curated record
AUGUCUUUUGAGAUUAUUGUCCCCUCCGAGAAUGACGCCCCCAGCAUGGCCAGUGUCCAUUUGGACGCAAUGGACCCCAAUUUGCUGAUGCAUGCCCAAUUUCCGAACAUUGAGAGCCUGGAAUUCCUUCGAGGUUGGCUUUGCAGAGAGACGAUGGAUCACGUCCGCAGCGACGACAAGGGCGUCCUCAUCGCCCGAGACACAGACACCGGAAAGAUAUUGAGCUUUGUCAAGUGGGCAAUUCAUGGCCUGCGGCAAACGCGGUCGGACAGCGAAGACGAAUUCCCGGCUUGUUGCCGGCGGGAGUAUCUCGACUCAUAUGCAGCUCUCACCAAAGAAGCAAGAGUCAAGGUGCUCGGUGAUAAGCCGCAUUACCGAGCUGCUUCUGGACUUCUUCGACGAGUUCAGACCGAGGCAGCAGCCGACAAUGCAGCAGUUAUUCUUGAGGCUACCAUGAACGCCGUAACCUUUUAUGAGAGGCUCGGCUUCAAGGUCCAAGAGAAACUCGAAAUGACUCUACCAGCACGAGGAUCCAGCGAGCCAACCGAGCUCUACGAGGAGAGGACCAUGGUCUGGGCGCCUUAG